This is a messenger RNA of Penaeus monodon (black tiger shrimp), 2506 nucleotides long. RefSeq names its product AKT-interacting protein-like. The record is from RefSeq and is a predicted model, not a curated record. Lineage: Eukaryota; Metazoa; Arthropoda; Malacostraca; Decapoda; Penaeidae.
CCACGGUGGCACACCAACGCACGCCGCUCCUCGCUCGCGUCUCGGCGGCACGCUCGCAAACGCUCGGUCGCGGGAGCCAGGACGCGGAUGCUGGUGCUGAGGCGCGUAGCCCGAGGUCGCACCGUCUCGCCUCCGUUAGCAGCGGCGGCAGCAGGGACAGUCAGCAGGGAAGAGGACCUUGACGCCACCCAGCUGGGAGCAGAGAGGGAAGGACGUUCCGCGUGGCGGAGGCGGCGCACACGGGCUUCUGCGAGACGCGAAUCGGCGGCGCCGGAGGGACGCGUAAAGGGAAGGUCCAGGAGGUGGGGCGGUCCUGUGAGUCACCCGCGGCCCUCGUGUCCCCUCUGGUCCCCUCUGUGGCUCUCGUUUGGGGCGGAGCCUCUUGCAUGGUGGUGCUUGCGCGCACGCACGCCCCCUCUUCCCCCCACCCGCGCCCUCCGCCCUGUGUCCGCGCGCCGACGCCGGCGAGCGACACGCAGGUGACGCGACACGUGCUGGCGCUCUGUGCGAGAGGGUCUGCGGUGCCACGGACGGGGCCUUCAGUGCCUGCGAGGAGGACGCGAGAGGCCGAGGGAGUCGCAAGAAGGACCCGGGGAUGGGUGGUCGCUCCUAGGCCUAGGCACGCCCCCUGCCCUGCCCCCGCGCGCGGAGAGUGCCUCGUCCUGCCCACGCCAGGGGGGCCCUAUGAAGAGCAUGUGCUGCUGCUGGGCCCCCCAGAAGGAACAGCUAAGUGACAGCGGGGGUCCGGGAGACAGCGGCGGCGGCGGGGGGAACAAUGUGGGCAACGGAGGCGGCGGCAACUCGCUCACCCGCGGCGGAUCCACGCGCGGCAGCCUGCGGAAGGUGCUGCCGUCAGUGCCCGACAUGGACCAGCAGCUGUCCAUGGCGGCCAAGAUGAUCGACCGCCGGACCUCCACGCCCAAAGGGAACCACUCCUACAGCCCCUACUUCCUCGAGUACACGCUCCUCGCCGAAUAUAAUCUAUUGCAGAAGCAGAGACUAUCAGGAGUUUAUGUUGUGCCAUCUGGCAAAUCACCGCUUGUGUGGUUUGGAGUCAUCUUCAUCCGCCAGGGAAUAUACCAGGAGGGAAUCUUCCGCUUUAACCUCCACAUCCCAGAGAAUUAUCCUGAUGGGGAUGUGCCGACUGUGGUGUUUGAGACUCCGGUGUUCCACCCUCUCAUCGACCCUGAAACCUUGGAACUGGACAUCAAACGAGGCUUCGCUAAUAAGUGGCGCCGGAAUGUAAACCACCUAUGGCACGUGUUGCUGUAUGUGCGCCGCUGUUUCUACAAGAUAGAGACGACACAUCCUCUUAAUCCAGAAGCAGCUGUACUAUACGACAGCGACAAUGAAAUGUUCGUUCUGCGGGCACGAGCGUGCGUGGAUGCUAGCAAGGAGAUUGUGUACGACCCACCAGCUACAAAUGACCCCCAUGCAAUAGUCUUUUCCCCUUAUCAGCCAGCAGUGCAUGACCCCGUUCGUGAGGAAAUGAAAAAGGAGAGAAAUGACUCGGAAGGGUCCUUGAAAGAGGGCAGCAGCAGCAAUGGCCUCUCAUGGGUCAAACCAGGUACUCUGCAGAUCUUCUCGAAAGCGGCAUCUUGACAGACACCUUAAGCCUCGUAAGCCGCUUGGUCAGAAAACGUCUCACAGCUGUCUUGAGAUUUGGACUCUGCAGUGUGUGUGUAUUGGUCUCUUUUUCACUAAAAUCAUAUGUUAGAAUCUUACCCUGGGGCUUUGGCUCCUAUCGGCUGAAGAUAUCUUUGGCCCAAUAUGUGAGUGACAUGGUGUGCGUCUCUUUUUGGCGAGGUGUGUUUGCGGUCGGUGUCUCAGAGACCGAGUGACUCAAACGCGUUUUAUAACUUGAGGUGGUAUUUGUGAUGUCUCAUGAUGUGGGUGCUCUUGCGUGUCACAAACAUUUAAUACCAGACACAAAGUUCUUAAAUGAUUUUUAUUUUUUGAUGCCCCAAAGUUUUUUGGAUAUUGCAAUAUUUGAUUGUGUUUUGGAAUCAGCCCCCAGUGAAGAUUAAAUACAUAGGCUUUAACAUUAUUUUUUACUGUGAUGAAAUAUGUUACUGGAAGCCAGGUAUGACUAUCAAAAAAACAGAAGGCAAUGUUAUACUUAAUGUAUUUUAGAAGGAUUUCAAGCCAAUCGUCUGGAACCCAUUUCAAUACCAUGUUUUUUUUUUCCUCUUCCAAAAUAAUGUGUCAUAUUUGCUCUUUAAAAAAAAAAAAGUUACUAGUUAUUGUUAGCGUAUUUGUAAAUUGGUUCCUUUUCACGUUGAUGGUGACAAUUUCAAACAUUAAGGGAGAAAUUCAUUCCUUACUCAGUUUGAGUUAAAAAGGUAUUUUGAUGCUAUUACAAACACUUGUUAGUAUUUCUCAAUAAUUUUAGACUUUUUCUCUGUUACCCCCAUAUAAUUAAGGAGUGUUUUUAACCAUUAUUUCUUAAAAUUGCCAUAAGCAAGAAAAAAAAAAAAAAAAAAAAAAAAAAAAAGCAUAAGAUUUA